GCGGCAGGGAAUUUGGAUAAAAGGCUGUGUCCUCCAACACCUCGAGAUAAAAAACCCCGCGGCCAGGUGCCCCUGUGGCCUCUCUCUAAUUUAUUCGAAUAAAGUUGCAGGAGUCGUCUGUCUCCUUUCUGGACACUGGUUUUUCAUAGCGUGAUUUUUCCGUACGAGCCGGCGCCGGGAUUCCCCUCACGGGCCGGGGCUCCCCUCACGGGCCGCGGCCCCGGCCGGGGAUCGGGCUCGGCUGCCGCCGCCAGCGGAGCCUCUUCCGGCCGCUCCCGCCUCCGUCUCUGUGGUUGUUCCUCCCGCUCCUCCCCGAGGGGCGGCGGCGAUGGAGCCGGGGAGAGCCGGCGGGAGCCCCGAGCCCCCCGUGCAGGUGUCUAUCAUUGUGCCUGUUCACAACAGUGAAUGCUGGUUAGAUGAAUGCUUACAGUCAGUUUGGGAACAAGAUUUUAAAGGAACCAUGGAGCUGUCAAUUUUUAAUGAUGCCAGUAAGGAUGGUUCAGCUGAAAUAAUUGAAAAAUGGAAGAACAAGUUGGAAGAAGUUGGUGUUUCAGUAAUCGUUGGGAACAACAAUUCCUCUCAGCCUCGAGGUGUUGGAUUUGCUAAAAAUCAAGCAGUAAUUCAGAGCUCAGGAACCUAUCUCUGCUUUCUGGAUUCAGAUGAUGUGAUGAUGCCACAGCGGGUUAGGCUGCAGCACGAAGUUGCCAUUCAACACCCAAACAGUAUUAUUGGUUGCCAAGUCAGAAGAGAGCCAGUGGACUCUACUGAACGAUACACCCGGUGGAUCAAUAACCUAACCCAGGAACAACUUCUUACACAGGUGUUCACCUCCCAUGGGCCUACUGUGAUCAUGCCAACCUGGUUCUGUUCCCGGGAAUGGUUUUUCCAUGUGGGAAGAUUUGAUGAGGGUGGAAAGGGUGUCCCAGAGGAUUUGUUGUUUUUCUAUGAACAUCUCCAGAAGGGUGGUGGAGUCCUCCGAGUGAACCAAUGCCUCCUGCUGUACCGGUACCAUCCCCAGGCUGCCACUCACUCUGUCCUGGAGGGAACCAUCUGGAAUCACCGAGUCAGGUUUCUUGAGGACAGAGUCCUGAGCUCCUGGACAUCAUUCACCAUCUGGAAUGCUGGCAAGCAAGGCAAGAAGCUCUACAGAAGCUUAUCACCAGCUAAUCAGAAAAAGGUGACUGCAUUCUGUGAUGUUGAUGAAAAGAAAAUAAGAAAAGGAUUCUACACUUAUGAGGAAUCUGAGGAGAGACCAAAACCAAAAAUUCCUGUGUGUCACUUCAGGGAGGCGACUCCGCCCUUCGUGAUCUGCGUGAAGCUGGACCUGACAGGUGGAGCCUUUGAAACAAACCUGGGCACGCUGAACCUGAAGGAAGGGGUGGAUUAUUACCACUUUAACUAGACCAAGGAAGGGCAGAGGAGCAGCGGCUGCACAUCUGUGUCUGGAAUGCGGCGCUGCCAGCCUGGAAUGCUCUCUGGAAUGAGGCUGGAAGGGCCUGAGGCUGCAGCUCCAGCCACCCCACGUGCUCUGCAGCUGGCUGGGAGC
Messenger RNA from Prinia subflava (tawny-flanked prinia), 1546 nucleotides. RefSeq names its product UDP-GlcNAc:betaGal beta-1,3-N-acetylglucosaminyltransferase like 1 (gene B3GNTL1). The transcript is spliced from 13 exons. The record is from RefSeq and is a predicted model, not a curated record. The coding region runs from base 329 to 1402 and encodes 357 amino acids. Lineage: Eukaryota; Metazoa; Chordata; Aves; Passeriformes; Cisticolidae.